AUGCCGUCGAAGCUUCAGGAAUGGCUCGACAUUCCGCCAGGGACCAUACUGCAGCAUCUCCCGACGGGACCAUGGCGGAGCUUGUCAGAGGAGGAGAGCUACAUUCUCCUGCAUACGCUCGUCGUCGCCACCGGCACAUGGGCUCUGCUCUUCCUCACGCUCCGCCUCUCGAUUUUGUCGCGCGUCUCCUUCGAUUUCUGCAAUCGAGCCGUCUCGCAGGUGCACGUGGUCAUUGCUCUCGCUCUCUCCACAAGAGCUCUCAACUGGUCCGAUCCGCUCGGAAACUUUGGAGGCCGCAACACCCUUCCUCAGGUCCAAGCCAUGGUGAUCAGCCUGAGCUAUUUCCUCUAUGACUUCAUCUGCUGCAUGUUUGACGUCACCUUCGACUGGGCUAACGCCUUCCACCACGUCUUCUCCAUAGCAGGAUUUGCCUUUGGCCUCAUUUCUGGUCGGUGUGGGGAGGAGCUGAUGGCAUGCCUGUGGCUGGUGGAGCUGUCCAACCCGUUCAUGCACGCCAGGGAGAUGCUUCGCGAGCUGGAUGCGCCCAAGUCGGCGCUCACCUUUGCUGUUGAUCUGGCGUUUCUCAUUUCCUUCACAAUAGCCCGCAUGGUCGUGGGCCCUGUGGUAACAUGGCAGACUGUCAUUGGGACGAGCCCCACUGCUGUUAAGGUCGGGGCAGUGGCAAUCCAAGCCGUCAGCACUUUCUGGUUCUCCAAGAUCCUCAAUGCAAUAUUUCGCAUGAUUAGGCAAAAGCCCAAGCGAAGUUAG
Messenger RNA from Closterium sp. Yama58-4, 768 nucleotides. Lineage: Eukaryota; Viridiplantae; Streptophyta; Zygnematophyceae; Desmidiales; Closteriaceae. The record is from the annotation of a GenBank genome assembly.